Messenger RNA from Girardinichthys multiradiatus, 1345 nucleotides. Its product is annotated as prostaglandin reductase 1-like. Gene Ontology annotation, molecular function: 2-alkenal reductase [NAD(P)H] activity; 15-oxoprostaglandin 13-reductase [NAD(P)+] activity. The record is from RefSeq and is a predicted model, not a curated record. Gene Ontology annotation, biological process: prostaglandin metabolic process. Gene Ontology annotation, cellular component: cytoplasm. NCBI's taxonomy places the organism in Eukaryota, Metazoa, Chordata, Actinopteri, Cyprinodontiformes, Goodeidae. The transcript has 9 exons. Bases 80 to 1069 code for a protein of 329 amino acids.
ACAACCUCUGCUUAUUUAGCAGCUCUUCUUGAGACUACCUUGCUACUACUAAUACUACUGCAGCCCUGAGUAAAUCACCAUGGUUCAGGCUAAGUCAUGGAUUCUGGCCAAGCACUUUGAUGGCUUCCCAAAGGAUAGCGACUUCAAGCUCAAGGUGGAGGAGCUGCCUGAACCCAAAGAUGGAGAGGUGAUUUUGGAAGCAGUUUUCCUCAGUGUGGAUCCAUACAUGAGACCUUUCAGCAAACUAUACAUGAAGGAGGGGGAUGUGAUGAUCGGAACUCAAGUGGCAAAGGUGAUCCAAAGUAAAAACUCAGCAUUUCCUGUGGGAAGCCACGUUGUGAGCAGCUGUGGUUGGAGAACACACGCUCUCAGUGAUGGGAAGGACCUCACUCUCCUCAUGGCCGACUGGCCCAAGGAUGUGCCUAUGUCGCUGGCUGUGGGUACCGUUGGCAUGCCAGGACUGACGGCUCUGUACGGGGUUGAAGCAGUUUUGCAAGUGCAGAAAGGCGAGACUCUGCUGGUGAAUGCUGCAGCUGGAGCUGUGGGAACCGUGGUGGGACAGAUCGGCAAGAUCAAGGGCUGUAAAGUGGUGGGUUCAGCCGGGUCCGAUGCCAAAGUAGCUUACCUGAAACAGCUGGGGUUUGAUGAGGCUUUCAACUACAAAACUGUUCCUUCCCUGGAGGAGGCUCUGAAGAAGGCUGCUCCUGAAGGAUAUGACUGCUUCUUUGAAAAUGUUGGUGGUCAAUUUUCAACUAUUGCAUUACAACAGAUGAAGGAGUUUGGUAGAAUAGCUGUGUGUGGGGGUAUCUCCACAUACCACGAUGCUGCACACCAAACAGGGCCAUACCCUCUAACCACCAUAAACUGGAAGCAGGUUAAGAUAGAAGGCUUCAUGCAAAGCAGGUGGAAGAGUGACCAUCCCCAAGGCCUCAAGAAACUCAUGGGCUGGGUCAAAGAGGGGAAACUGAAGUAUCGUGAGCACGUCACCACAGGCUUUGAAAACAUGCCAGCCGCUUUCAUGGGGAUGCUGCAUGGAGAAAACACCGGCAAGGCAAUCAUCACUGUUUGAUGCCUCCAAAGAGUGACCUCAUUACAGAACGUACUCACAGAGUACUGAGCAAUAAUAAUUACUUUCACUUAUGCUAACUGUAAAAUAACUAUGAAGAUCAGGUCAUUAGUUAUUGAUAAUCAUUAUUAAAGAUGUGCAAAAUCUUAGUAUUGUGUUAUCAUCAUCAUAAGUCUUUAUGAGCAGUGUAUAUCUUGUGUCACUGCACUGACAUAAUAAUUAUGCACCCCGUUUUCACAAUGAGCUUCUUUAUUGAUAAUAAACCUUUUUUUCAGCAGA